AUGUCGUCCAUCGUUGUCAAAGCUGUUAGCAGGGCCAUGGAGCGGAUUGCUCCUCUAAGACUGGCAGAAUCUUGGGAUAACGUUGGUCUGCUCAUAGAAUCUCCCGUGCCGAAAGCAAAGGCCGGACGCAUCCUUCUGACGAUCGACAUCACGCCCGCGGUAGUCGCCGAGGCCCUUCGCACCGGCGAUACCGCCGUCGUUGUCGCAUAUCACCCCGCCAUCUUUCGUCCCCUCUCUGCCCUCACCCUUAAGACGCCUAUGCAGAGGUGCCUACUCGAGCUUGCUGCUAACGGCGUGUCCGUCUUCUGCCCCCAUACCUCACUUGACUCUGUUUAUGGAGGCAUCAACGAUUGGCUCGCUUCCGGUAUCCUUGGCGGAAUAGACGACUCCGACAAUAUGCGCGACAAGACGCGUUUCUUGGGUGAAGCCAAGGGCGAGGAAGGCGGCGCCGGCAGGUUUGUCACUUUACCCCAGCCAAUCGCGAUCCAGGAUCUCGUCCAGCGCGUCAAGAGUCACCUCAAGCUCGAACAUGUUGACGUUGGCCUUCCUAACGUCGAAAGGCCGGUCAGUACGGUCGCCAUCUGCGCCGGUGCUGGCGAGUCCAUGUUCGCCGAUGUAGACGCCGAUGUUUACUUCACAGGCGAGAUGCCUCACCACACCGUCUUAGCUACCGUUUCCAAAGGAAACCAUGUCAUCCUAUGCGGACAUACAAACACGGAGCGCGGCUACCUCCCCACGCUUGCUUCGAAGCUCCGCAACUCACUCGCUGAACUCGGACGCGACUCCUCUACGACAGAUACGAAUUCAGCGCUCACUCUCACCAAUGAAGAAAAGCUUGCGCUCGCAAAGUACAAGCUCGAAGUGGUCGUCAGCGAAGCAGAUAAACACCCGCUUGUCCGUAUGUGA
Coniophora puteana RWD-64-598 SS2 is the source of this 906-nucleotide messenger RNA. RefSeq names its product NGG1p interacting factor 3. The coding region runs from base 1 to 906 and encodes 301 amino acids. Gene Ontology annotation, cellular component: cytoplasm; mitochondrion. The record is from RefSeq and is a predicted model, not a curated record. Lineage: Eukaryota; Fungi; Basidiomycota; Agaricomycetes; Boletales; Coniophoraceae. The transcript has 7 exons.